UGUGUAGUACAGUUUUCCAGUGAUUAAUAGACAUAGAUACAUUGGGGAACACAGAGUGGUAAAAUCUCCUCAUUUUGCACAGGGGACGUGAACGUUCCUUGGACCACCUGACUAAAACCAGGAAGUGAAUCGACUGUCAACAAUAAAACGAUAUGAUGUCAUCAGACUGGCAAUUGUCUCUGAAGCUGGCGGAUCGGCCCAAAUCCACCUUCCACUUCCCCGACAUGAUGCCCGGAGAUGUUUCCCCCGGAGGAUACAGAGUCGCCACCUUGAAACAACUUGUGGCCGCUCAGCUCGCAGACUCCAUCCCGGACCCUGAGCUCAUAGAGCUGGUCCACUGUGGGCGGAAACUUAAAGAUGAUCUCACACUGGACGCCUGUGGGAUUCAACCAGGAUCCACCUUGCACAUCCUCAAAAAGACUUGGCCGGAGCCAGAGAACAAUCCAGAGCCUGUGAACAGAGCGACUGCAGCCAGAGAGUUCCGAGUGUUUCAUGCUGCUCUUCACUCUCUCAACUCUUCCUACAGAGACUCGGUUUAUAAAAUGCUAACGAAUAAAGAGUCGUUGGAUCAGAUCAUGGUGGCCACUCCGGGACUCCGCACAGACCCAAUCGCUUUAGGUGUUCUCCAAGACAAAGACCUCUUCGUGCAGUUCACAGACCCGAGCAUGUUGGAUAUAUUAAUCAGUUCACACCCAGCGCUUGUCAACGCCAUCAUCUUGGUCCUGCACUCUGUGGCGGGCAGUAUGCCCACGCAGUCCAGCGCCAGCUCGUCUCGCAACGUCUCUGCCAGUUCCUACAGUGAUAUGCCUGGAGGCUUCAUGUUUGAGGGCAUGUCUGACGACGAGGACGAUUUCCAAUCGGGAAGCCCAGCCGGACCCUCCAGCAGAGCUGGGGGCUCAGCAGGAAUUCGACCAGUGUCUCUGAGCCACAGCGGAGCCGCAGGCCCUCGACCAAUAACGCAGAGUGAGCUGGCGACCGCUUUGGCCCUCGCCAGCACGCCGGACAGCAGCGCAGUCACUCCCACGACAGCAAGCCAGUCGGACCCCUCCAGUGGCGUAGCCCCGAUGCCAGCAGGGACCCCGGUCAGUAACGAUCUGUUCAGCCAGGCUCUACAACAAGCUCUGCAAGCCACCAACAUGUCCGCUCUGCAGGGACGCUGGCAGUCCCAGAUGCAGCAGCUCAGGGACAUGGGGAUCCAGGACGAGGAGCUGAUGCUGAGGGCGCUGCAGGCCACAGAGGGGGACAUCCAGGCCGCCCUGGAGCUCAUAUUCGCUGGAGGCCCAGGACUCUGAGGUCACACACACCAUGGACAGAGGACAGAGGACAGAGGACAGAGCGUGAGGAGGCUUGUAAUGCUGCUGCUCAGAAAUGACAGAAAAGAGACAUACACUUUUAAAUAAACACACAUCAACCAUUUCAACUCAGCUCCACAUACCGCAGGUCAUGACACAUUGUUUGUAUUGAUUUGACUUGUAAUAAAAUGAGACAUGUUUACCUCAACAACUCAUCAA
Molecule: messenger RNA, 1511 nt
Organism: Hippoglossus stenolepis (Pacific halibut)
Lineage: Eukaryota; Metazoa; Chordata; Actinopteri; Pleuronectiformes; Pleuronectidae
Product: ubiquitin-like protein 7
Exons: 11
Coding region: 153-1292 (379 amino acids)
Biological process (GO): ubiquitin-dependent protein catabolic process
Cellular component (GO): cytosol
Molecular function (GO): polyubiquitin modification-dependent protein binding
Source: RefSeq, a predicted model, not a curated record